Bombyx mandarina (wild silkworm) is the source of this 1171-nucleotide messenger RNA. Its product is annotated as STING ER exit protein. NCBI's taxonomy places the organism in Eukaryota, Metazoa, Arthropoda, Insecta, Lepidoptera, Bombycidae. The record is from RefSeq and is a predicted model, not a curated record. Gene Ontology annotation, biological process: endoplasmic reticulum membrane organization; endoplasmic reticulum to Golgi vesicle-mediated transport.
CUUAUAAUCACUUGAGUUCUGUCACAAAAAUACACCAUCCAACGAAAGUAAUUAUUAAUAAACAUUCAAGAAAAGCUCUUUUUAUACAUUUUCAACCCAUACCGUUCCUUUACAUUUGAAAUAACAUGCCAAAAGUUGUAUCAAGAAGUAUUGUUUGCUCCGACACGAAAGAUCAAGAAGAGUAUAAUGAAACCAAACCUUUACAUAUCUAUUACUGUUUGUGCGGCCAGAUGUCUCUCAUAUUAGACUGUACGAUCGACAAAUUACCGUUAAGACCCUUCGACAGUGCAAGAGUCAUAGAUGGAUCGAAACACGCUCACAAAAUUACUUCAGACCCCGAUGAAACUGUUUAUUUAAGGCGAGAAAAAGGUAUCGAAAGACAAUACAGGCUUAAAUGUAAAAAAUGCGCUCUGCCUAUCUAUUAUAAACACGAUCAGGAGAGUAAUGUAGCCUUUAUAAUUGACGGAGCAUUAGUCCAGACUCCGGGAGAGGGAGGGGUCACUGAUAUAUAUAAACAAGUGGCUUUGACACAGCCUAAGAAGAUCAUGGUCACAAAACAUACUAAAAACAUGGGUAAGUUCAGUUCUGUGACUGUGUCGACUAUUGAUGAAGAGGAAGAUGAAAUUGAGGCCAGAGAAGUGGCUGACAGCUAUGCAAACAAUGCAAGAAUCAUAGAGAAGCAACUGGAAAGGAAAGGUAUGAAUAAACGUCAAGCUGAGACUCCAGCACACACUUUAGAAAAGAGGCCAAGAGGAACUUUAAUUGAUAAAUAAUUACACUGUAUAAAUCUCUAUUAAAUUAUAAAAUAAAUUAUUUGUGUGAUAUUUUAUUAGGUAUAGAAGAUAAGGCAAGUGUCGCCUUAUUGUGCUACUUAUUAUUGGUAAAUGUUUGUAAAGCACAAUAUAUUAAUACUACUCAAAAAUUCGAGCCCUACACCCCAGCAGAGGGUAAUAGGAAAGAAUGAUGAUGAUGAUGACUCAAGAAUUCACGUUCAUAGUUCCAUAACAUAAAACAUUUUUUACAAAUCAACAACAAGUACUUACAAAUCAAUUGAAAAAAAAAUCACAAAUAUUUUGUGAACUAUAUUAAGACGUAUGCAAUUAUCAGAUUUGAUCUUAAACACAUUUUAAAAAUAAAACUGAUUUUUUCCCACAUUUUUUUAUUCAUAUGA